Messenger RNA from Hydractinia symbiolongicarpus, 2383 nucleotides. RefSeq lists its product as uncharacterized. The transcript has 3 exons. NCBI's taxonomy places the organism in Eukaryota, Metazoa, Cnidaria, Hydrozoa, Anthoathecata, Hydractiniidae. Bases 189 to 1952 code for a protein of 587 amino acids. The record is from RefSeq and is a predicted model, not a curated record.
GACAUAAACAUUAUUACAGUGACGAGAUUACAAAAAUGACAGAAGAGGAAAGGGAACCCACAAAUAUUUUCAACGACAAAUGAAAAAGCAAAUAAAUACUUGUUCGAAUGUAUGAUAGAAUGGUAAAUUAAGAUAUUAAAUAAUGGGUUUGUGAACUGUUAAAUUGACUGACAAAUAGACGGCUCAAAAUGUUGAAAUUUUAUGUGUUGAUCGUGUUGGUUUCUUCAACACUUUCAAAUGUCGAAGCUCAAGAGAAACAAUUCUAUGGCAGUUGUGCAUAUGGUUUCUGCGAGCAGUUGUGCAAGGAGGUGGCUGUUGAUAUCAUGUCGUGUUACUGUCGCCGUGGUUACAUACUAAGAAGUGACGGCAGACGAUGUAUAGAAAACCAGGACGACACCAUUUACUCAGGCGAUGACGAAUCUAGUAGUACCGGUGAAGAAACGUCAAACUGUGACGACGAACAAGGGACAUGUAACAAAGAAGAAAUCAUCUCUGGUGAUGGAGAUUAUUCGUCGUUUUUUCACCCGUCAGCGUCAACGUUGCCUUCAACGUCGUCUUUUAAAUCACCGUCAGCGUCAUCAUUAACGUUACCCUUAGUAUCAUCGUUUUCUUUAAUAACGCCGUCGCCGUUAUCUUCAACGCUGUUGUAUGCAACGAUACCCAGCUCGUCAGGCAAGCAAAGUUCAAAACUUCUCCCAGCAAGCACUGCGAGUGAUAAAAUGGAUAUGUUAUCAACUUCAACCAACAACAUCAUUGACAAACCAAGUAUAACAUAUCUGGAUGGUGCAACAAGUACCCAGCUCCAUGCUGUAGUAUCAACAACCAAUAAAAAAUCAAGCCGGUUGUCAACGGUAUCCGCUUUGAUUUCUACUGAUAGUAUUGCAAACUCAUAUGAAAAUUCACAGCUGAAUACAAAAAUAGAAACUGAAGCGUCUAGCCAAGUUUUUUCCACUUAUCGGUCUACAUCAAGUUUCUCAGUUAUUUCACCAUCUUCUUCGUCAUCUUUUUAUUAUCCGAUGGCAACUUACACGGCAACUGAUAGAACAACAAAAUCAACAUUAGGUGUCCACAAUGCGGUCGGAAUGUCAUCAAAUGUUCUAAAUGUUGACAAAUCUUUUUCUGCCAUUGUACUCCCUUCGUUAAAUGUCAUCUCAAAAAAAGUUGACACGACUUCAAGUACUGUUGCUAUGGCUGCUUUAGAACCGUCCCAAAAAAUUGCUUCGAUAACCACGUCAAUAAUGAAAACUGAUUCAUCUUCUAGCAAGAUUUGGUCACCAUCAGAAUUUUUCACUGUACAGCAAGAAAAACAGGAAACCUCUGUAUACGCCUCAACUAAUACAAUUGUGGAAACAACGAAGUUAUUAACCUCAAGAUAUUUCAACACAGCAAGUUUAUAUGCAGAAGAAAAGAUUUCUCCGUCUGUAUCAUUUCCAGCUGAACUACUAUCAACUGAAUAUAAUAAUAAAAUGACUUUCAUUAAUACACCCCUUGGAGAAAGUGUUGAUAUUUAUACUCAUUUUAAUAAUGCACCAACAUCCAACAUGCUGAUUGGAAGUAAAUCUUCUGAAAGAAGAGCAAACGUGACAAACAAUGCCAUGUUCACACACACUAAGAAUCUUAAACCAUCAAUGCUAAAGCUAAACACAAAAGAUGCUAGCCAUAGUUUUCGAAAGUUGUUUGUAUCAAGAUCAACCAAGACUUACUCAAAAACGUCAUUAUUACAUGAACCCAACGAGGGAAUGAACGAAGAGAAAUUGGAUACAAGAAAAACACCCAUAAAGCAUAUUUCUAUAAGCAAGUCUCAAGUUACAAAGUCGACCGUAUUUAUUGAGGAAAAGGAAAAUGUUACAGUUCGAAAACAAAAUGGUAGCCAACUCGUUGCAAUAUCACACAUUUUAUUUUUACUGGUCCUAGCACGAGUAGGAUUCAUCACAAUAAAAAAUAUCACGUGAUCAUUAAAAUAUAUGACAAGAUUUUACGGAACAAACGCGAGUUUGUUCCAAAGAGUUUUUGUUGUCUCUUCAGCUUGUCUAACAAGCCACUUCAGUCCCUGGAGAAGUUAGAAAGAAACAUUUCGUUAACAAUUAUUAUGUUAUCAACAAUCAUCCUCCUAGAAAACGCUAAUGCCAUUAUUGCGAUUUUUUCGCAUAAAUUUCCCUUAAGGGAAUUAAUUUUCGCGGAAUGAAAUUUUCGUAAUUCAUAUGCAAAAAUCACGAAUUUUUUGCGUAUUCGCGAAAAUUACUUCUCUUUAAGGCAGAAAAGGUAGUAAAAAUAAAUUCUUGUUGCAGCUUUAUUGUAGAGUGUUGUUUUAUAGAAUUAUGAGGGUGGUAAUUAUAUUAAGUAUGACUUUUUGCAAGCAAUAUAUUCCGUGAAAUUUGCACUU